AUGCCCACCUACCCACUUCUGGCUCCUCCACCACUGUCAUCUGGCAGCCCCUCUGCUCACCCUCCCUCCAUCGUCACCUCCCUGGUCCCCCCGAUGUUCAACGCGCAGGCAGAGGAGUCACCAAAGAACCUCAUCCUCAAAAAAGUUAUGAAUGAACUCGACAGGAUCAACAAUGGAAUGAACAAAAGCAUAACUUUGAACUCACCCACCAUCAAUGAUUUAGAGGACUGCUGCGUUAAAUCUGCUCUGAACUGUUUUCAGUCCAAAGUGCUUUACCUGUCAGUCCCUGAUGGCAAACUAAAGAAGUUACAGAUCAUCAUCUCAAAUGAGCUUCACAAAAUUGUGAACCGUGUGUCCGAUUGCAAACCCAAAGAGCUAGAGAAAGCUCAGUGCAAACCAUGCGAUUCGUACAAGGAGGUUGACAGCCAAACAUUUGUGCAGAAUUUAAAAACUCUUCUGCAAAAGAUCUAUGCCAGUCAACCGUAGAGAUGAAAGAGAGAAGAGACUGUGUAUAUGACACUACCUGACCAAACCACAGAGAAGAGGCUCACACACUCCGCUGCUUCUGCUGUUCUAUUUAUUGUUUAUUUAUUGUUUAUUUAUUUUCUUGCAUAUUUUAAUUAGAGGAUCUGUUAAAGGAUUGUUCAUGACUUUGACAU
This is a messenger RNA of Carassius carassius (crucian carp), 659 nucleotides long. Its product is annotated as interleukin-21-like. Gene Ontology annotation, cellular component: extracellular region. The record is from RefSeq and is a predicted model, not a curated record. The coding region runs from base 1 to 486 and encodes 161 amino acids. Gene Ontology annotation, biological process: immune response. Lineage: Eukaryota; Metazoa; Chordata; Actinopteri; Cypriniformes; Cyprinidae. Gene Ontology annotation, molecular function: cytokine receptor binding. The transcript has 7 exons.